AUAAAGCCGGACCUCGAGAUGAUGCAGCCAGGGGCCGUUCUACUGUUCAUACUUCUCCCCCUCAUAAGCGGGGAUGUGAGUCACCUGUCCAAGGAUUACAUACCGCCCAGGGCGGAACAAGAUGCACCAUCCACACGGUCCGAUGAUGAUGGUCAGGAGAUCCAAAAGGAUCCAUCUGGAUUCUAUCCAUCGAAUGGGUUGCCCCUGCCGCCAGGUUACGCCAUUCCCACAGGCAGUAAUGUUCCACCACCGCCUGUCCAGCCGCCAAACUUCCCCCUGCCCAUCUACCCACCGUUCUUUGGGUUCGGUGGAGGUCCUGGCGAACAGGGAGUGGGUCCAGGAAUCGGUCCAGUGCCCUCGGCCUAUCCCAAUGGAGGAACCUUCCCGGUGGGUCCACCGAAUGCGGCCUACCAAUUGCCUCCGGGUGCAGCUUAUCCCAACGGUGGAGCCUCAUUUGGACCUCAGGGACCAGGUUUUCCUCCACAAGGAGCUGGUUUUCCUCCACAGGGAACCGGUUUUGCCCCACAGGGAGGAGGUUUCCAGCCGCAGGGAGGUUUUCCCCCACAAGGACCACCCUUCUCACCACAGCCAGGACCUUUUGGACCUCAGGGACCUCCCUUCGGAAAUGCUUUCCCUGGAGCUGGCUUUCCACCACCGCAGGGAGGAUCAUUCCCACCACAAGGAGGACCCUUCCCACCGCCAGGAACUCCAUACCCACCUGAAUUCCUGACCAACCAGGGACUUCCCUCGCCCAAUCCCCAAGGUCCCUUCCAGGGACUCUAUCCCAAUGGGUUUAAUGUACCCGUGGGCUUCGGCGGACCUGUGCCCGGUCAGAAUCCAUAUCAGCAGUUUGGCCCCGGAUUCGGAGGACCCGCUCCGCCGGGCUACUCCGAUGAGGCGGCAAAGGAGCAGUCCAAGGAGGGCGAAAGGAAAGUAGUGGCGCCUCCGCUGGCAGAUGAUCCCAAAAGCGGGGCGGACACCGUCUAUGCAACAAAUGGCGGCUAUGUCUACCAGAGGGCCAAGUAA
Molecule: messenger RNA, 1026 nt
Organism: Drosophila subpulchrella
Lineage: Eukaryota; Metazoa; Arthropoda; Insecta; Diptera; Drosophilidae
Product: basic proline-rich protein
Exons: 1
Coding region: 19-1026 (335 amino acids)
Source: RefSeq, a predicted model, not a curated record